Molecule: messenger RNA, 5082 nt
Organism: Polypterus senegalus (gray bichir)
Lineage: Eukaryota; Metazoa; Chordata; Cladistia; Polypteriformes; Polypteridae
Product: ral guanine nucleotide dissociation stimulator-like 1
Exons: 17
Coding region: 244-2421 (725 amino acids)
Biological process (GO): Ras protein signal transduction; positive regulation of GTPase activity
Cellular component (GO): plasma membrane
Molecular function (GO): guanyl-nucleotide exchange factor activity
Source: RefSeq, a predicted model, not a curated record
AGGAGAGGGGAGAGCGCGCGAUUGACGUGUCAGGAGGACCCCCUGUAACUGGACAUUGACAGGGACUUCCUGAAGGGGCUGCGGCGUGCAUUCUGGAUUAAACCGGACUGUGGGAUUGUGACGACCGGGAGCUGUCACUUAACGACCACCUCCUGAUCUCCCGGUCUCUUCAUGAGACUUUCGGGAUCAAUGAGCGGCGGACACGAGGAGCUCCAGUGAGCGAUGUGCCUGGCAUUGUGAGGAAUGAACGCGCCGUCCGGACACGGCCAGUCCAAACCAACGAGGAUGGGCAAAGAAAUCACAAUGAAUCCCGUUCAGGAGUGGGGCGAGGAGGUAGAGAAUGACGCCGUCUACAGCAUCACCCUUAGACGAGUACCCGUCAAGCCCUCCCAGACCGCCGACUUGUCCUGUGACUGUGGCUUUGUCCAGUACAGGACCACUAAGGAAAGGACCUUAAAGGCUGGCACGCUGGACAAAUUGGUGGCCCACCUUCUAGAGCCCAAUGCGGACCCCACAUUUACUCAUGUUUUCCUCUCGAUGUACCGGGCCUUCACGGAAACCAAGACUGUUCUGGAACUGCUGCUGGACAGGGACCCCAGGGUUGGCGUGAACAAUGAAGAAGAAAACGGCCAUUGGACAGACUCGGGAGAAUCGGACAGGACUCUGAAAUGUCUGCUCCAACUGUGGCUGGAUGAGUACAGGGAAGACUUCCGUGAUCCCCCAAGUCACGCCUGCCUGCAUGCCCUUUGUGCCUACCUGCGCCAGGACCCCCAGUACAGAGAGGUGACCCUGCAGGCCGAGGCAGUGCUGCAGCGAUUCCGUCAGGACGAUUGUUGCCAGACAGAGGCCAUCACCUUCAAGGUGGGUGCAGAUGAGGUGGACGUGUGCAACUCCUCAGAGCGGCCGGACAUCCUGUCUUUCCCUUCUCGGGACAUCGCAGAGCAGUUCACCAUCAUGGAUGCUGACCUCUUUGCCAAAGUGCAUCCUUUCCAGUGCUUGGGCUGCGUGUGGUCCCAGCGGGACAAGAAAGAGAAGAAACAUCGGGCGCCCACCAUCAAGGCGACCAUUCAGCAGUUCAACCGCGUCACCAACUGUGUCAUCGGCACGCUGCUGAGCGACCCCGGGAACCUGCGCCCCCUCUGCCGGGCCAGAAUAGUCGAGAAGUGGAUCCAAGUGGCACAGGAAUGCAUGCUGCUGAGGAACUUCACCUCGCUGAGGGCCAUCCUGUCCGCUCUUCAGUCGAACCCCGUCUAUCGGCUCAAGAGGACCUGGGCGGCAGUCAGCAGAGACAGCCUGGUGAUUUUGGACCAGCUCUCCAAGUUUUUUGACGAUGAGAACUGCCCGCUGACCACCAAGGAGGCCCUGCUGAAGGAUCCCGACUCCCAGAGCGAGUGCGACGGCAACCCCAAUUGUCCCAAGCGAAGCUCCUUGUGCCAGCUGGCGGACCCCUGCACAGGGACUGUCCCCUACCUGGGCACCUACCUGACGAUACUGACCAUGCUGGACACGGCCCUGCCGGACACUCUGGAGGGAGGUCUAAUCAAUUUUGAGAAGCGGAGACGGGAGUUUGAGAUCUUGUCGCGGAUCAAACAACUGCAGGCAACCUGCUGCCAGUAUGAGCUGAGCCUCCAUCCUGAAAUCGCCGUCUGGCUGCAGAGCUACAGGAUGCUGUCAGAACAGGAAAGCCAUGAGUUGUCUCGGGAGGUGGAGCCUCCACUAGACCCCUGCCCAGGAUCCCCCCGGCUCUGGAGCCACAGGAAGCUGGUGAAGAAGCUUAGUGGGCUCAUUAUGGGAUCAGAGGGCUCUGCCUCCAGGGCGUUCCUCGACCAGGUCAGCAUCUCCUUGUCGGGUUCCAGUGGGUCUGAAGUCGACGAUGUGUCUGCACCCCAGUCGCCCGUCAGAAAAAACGAGAAGCUUCUGGACUCCCCCUGCCAGGAGGGCUCUGAUGAUGUCUUUGUUGGCCCGGACUCUCCAGGACCCUCGCCCAGCCUCUCGCCAGUGAGUGCUAAGCUGGAAGACAAGCAGCGUUCCUCAUCCAGCAGCUCCCUUCCAGUCUACAACCAGCAAAUCGAUGACUCCUGCAUCGUCCGUGUCAGCAUGGGCUGGGACAACGGCAACCUCUACAAGAGCAUUCUGUUGACAAGCCAGGACAAAACGGCACACGUGAUCCAGAGGGCCCUGGAGAAGCACAACGUAGAGGGCACGCGCCUUGAGGACUUCCAGUUGUGCCAGGUUAUUGGUGAAGGCAGAGAGCUGGUGAUCCCCGACAAGGCCAAUGUGUUCUACGCCAUGUGCACGUCUGCCAACUACGACUUCAUUCUUCGCUGCAAGGGGCGGGAUAACAGAGCCCCGCCCUCUCCCUCCACUGGGCGGAGUUACCAGAGCUGGCUUGUCCCUUGGCUCACUGCCUCAAAAGAGUGAGGAGGAGGAUGAGGAGGAUGGGAUGAUCCUCCUGUGAGCGUCUGCCGCUUCAUUUCAACGCAAGGGGAGUGAGGAGGAGACACUGAGGAACCUGCCAUGAUGGACCAAAGGCCUCUGAAGAUCUAAUGGAGAAGCCGGGCUUAGAUGAAGCCCCUCUGGAGUGUUCUGCUGUUGGACAAUGGAACCCCCUGGCCCACCACUAGAGUUGAACGUGUGGUGAAGUUUUCAGAUCUGCUGGAACUGCCACAGAAGGGGCAAACAUGUCUCCAAAGUCACACGGGCACUGGAGAAGCCACAAGGAGAGGGCUGCUCACCUCCAUCUCUGUCCACACACUGCAGAUGCCAAUAAAUGAGACAGCAGGGGCUGUCAAAGUCAAAGUCAAUGUAGAGCAGUGGGAAUCGUGUUCACAUAAAACUUGUCCCGCACUGCGGCAGGAUGUGCCAGUCAUGGACGGGGCAGUAGGUGAUGGCCACUGUGUGGACUGCCUGGCCUCGUCUUCAUUUUGUUUUUUGUCACUCCAAGUCCGUUACCCUCAAUGAGGUCCCGAGUACGUGGGGAUGAUUUAGGAUGUUGUGGGUGCUGCCAUCAGCAUGGGCACUGCCAAGAUCAGCUCUAUGGAACCCUUGCUGGUGGGUUUACAAUUCUUCUUUCUGUAUAUAGUGCCUUUCACAGACAUUACUUCAAAGCCCCCUAUAUGGAAGCUAAAUGGCAAUUCUACAGUCCUGGCAGGUGUGAGGGUCUGGGCUCCGACAUCCGAUAGAUGGACUUGGGUUGUUCUUUGGACUUUUGGGUUGUUGCUUGGGCAGCAGGAUGGCUCUGAUCACACCCUGCUCUUCAGGACCCUGUGGUCUUGGUGCUCACAAAUUGUUCUUGAUUAGGGUGAGCUUACUCAACCCAGUUCAGCUUGUUUUUGUAUAGCGGUCUUCAAUGAGGCUCGUGGGCAUAUCAGAUCAGCGAUUGGGCACAGCAGAUGGCUCCAGAUGUUCUGCCAGUGGGAAACCUGGAAUUAAUCCUUUCAAAAGUAAUUAAAAAAAUGCGAUGUGCCAAUGGCUCUCACUUCAUCGUUCAUGGGGGUGAUGGUGGAAGGCGCACUAGCAGUCAUAUUUGAGGGUCCACAGAGGGAGAAUCUUCUGAAAGAAUGCCAUCCUGUGGCACUGCCCCUAUGGUGCCACUCCUUCUAUCCAUUUCUUAUUGAUGUGCCUUCAUUCCAUUCAGACCAGACAGUACAAAAUGGAACACAGUGGACUGGGGACCAAGCGAGGGGCCACCCAAAGUAAAACUCUGGCACAUGACAUUGUACUGUAAAGUGUGGGUAUUACUGGGGCCAUUCUUACUGGCAUGUGUGACCAGCAUUCCACGUGUUGGCAGUCGCACUCGGGUGCUGUCGGCUGGAAUCACCUAAUUGUCACCGGGAGGAGCUCACAGCUUACCUACACCUUUUUCUACACCCACCACCCGUACUUCUAUAUCUGUCUGUACAUACAGUGUGUCUGCAUACCUGUACAAGUGCGCCUUACCCUCUUCAUCUAUAAACCGAUGAAACGUCCGCCCUGGUGGAACUGCGCCGCAGCUCAAGUGUAAUGUCGGCCGGCGUCCACAAGAGGGCAGGACUGUUCAUCAAAAGGCCGACUAAAGGUGGCGUGCAUUCGUCUGUCCAUCCGUGCGUCACGUCGUCCAAAAAUGAGCUCAAAUAUCUUAACGAGGAAAGGCAAACAGAAGCACAAAGAAAGAGGAAUGUUGUCUAGAAUGACCAAUGAAAACGAAAAAUGGCGGUAAGGCGUAUCUGGCAAACUUAAGUUCACAAAUGCAUGACGGGAACGAAACAGACGGACUAUCCGGUAAGCCCGUUUGCUUUUCACUAGGCUAGUUAAUAAUAUUGUAGUGCCUUAGUGCUUAUUAUAAAGUGGGCCUAGUAGAAAGGGAAAAUAAAUUAGUUUAUUAUUUUAUUAUUAAAUCAUUCUGUUUUCAUUAUUGUUUUGACGUAUCGUGCCUGCUACCUCCGGGGUACUGCAAGAUAAGAAAUGUGAUGUUGAAAAUGGCACAUUGUAGGGGUCACUGCGAAUGUCACUAGAGAGCUUUAGCUCAGCAGGACCCGCGACCCGCCGUUUAUGCGAGGUUAAUACUUCAGCACGACAACCACGAGCAAAGUAAAGCUGCUCAAGUGCAAUGCUGCCACCUGGUGGACUCUCGUGGUUACUGCACUGACUUUAUUCAAGCGCAGCGCUCCACACCCGACUCUCCAUAUCGGUUAUCAUAUCAAGGAGCGCCGUGCUAUAAAACUUUGGAUAACGAAAGGUACUCUGACUCUAAUAUAACACAGUAAAGUAAUGAAAAAGAGCAGGAGGUGAGAGGCAGUCAAUACACCAAGCCGAGGUCGUCACCAAAUGUCUCAUCAAGUUCACAAAGAUGGUUAAAAAAAAAACAAAACAAAACAAAGGUUUUGUCCGAACAGAAUUGAUCAACCAGACACGCCAGACACUUAAAGUGCAACUUAAUGUGCCCACCGACCUUUAUAUGGUCCCUCCGGUAAUGUCACAAAGUUGUGCUGUCCCAGUGCCUUUGGGACACAAAUCGCCAUGGAAACCACAGAGCAGAAGAUCCAUCCAUUUACUAACCCGCUGAAUCCGAAUACAGGGUCACGGGGGUCUGCUGGAGCCAAU